CGACUACGUUGCCUCAGCGGCAGAUAUCACGACUUGUCUUCACGUCCACGACUACGUCACAUCCCUCUUGUGUCUAAUUGUACACGAUCCAUCUGAGAGAUCCUUACACUCUGCACGUCGACGACCUAACACCUACUGCAUCUCAUCGCCAUGUGCAACUACAUCUACAAGGAGUUGAGCUGCCAAUACACAAAACUGACUUGUCGUCCAGCUGCCUGCCGCGAACGUCGGCAGCCCAGUAACCACCCUUGGGCGAAGUUGAUCCAGCGCCCCGAGUCUCGCAUGUCAUGUUCCCCAGUUUCCAUGCAAUGAGCGCCAUCAACAUGAGUGGCCAUCGGUUGAAGCAGGCGCGUUAAAAGGUCACUGUGCCGCAAAAUCCCACACCCCACACUCGACCGAUACAACAAAUCGGCCCACCAACAACAGCUCUACCGAAAUGAGCUGAACAUUUAUAUUAUUANUAAGUUCUUUAU
Messenger RNA from Trichoderma harzianum CBS 226.95, 473 nucleotides. RefSeq lists its product as hypothetical. The record is from RefSeq and is a predicted model, not a curated record. The transcript has 2 exons. The annotation marks the transcript as partial. NCBI's taxonomy places the organism in Eukaryota, Fungi, Ascomycota, Sordariomycetes, Hypocreales, Hypocreaceae.